Molecule: messenger RNA, 4154 nt
Organism: Xiphias gladius (swordfish)
Lineage: Eukaryota; Metazoa; Chordata; Actinopteri; Istiophoriformes; Xiphiidae
Product: contactin-associated protein-like 4
Exons: 24
Coding region: 38-3925 (1295 amino acids)
Source: RefSeq, a predicted model, not a curated record
UAAAAAAGUCCGGGGAAUUAUUACACAGGUCGCCCUGAUGCUUUUCAGCUCAUUUGGGGUAGCAAGAGGAGAGGCGUGUCACAGUCCGCUGGUGUCGACUCUACUGCCAUCAUCCUUCAGGAGCUCUUCACAGUUGUCCAGCAGCCACGGGCCAGGCUUUGCUAAGCUGAACCGGAGGGAAGGUGCUGGAGGUUGGUCUCCUCUGAGUUCAGACAGGUAUCAGUGGUUGGAGGUCGACCUGGGUCGGCGGACACAAAUCACUGCUGUUGCCACACAAGGUCGCUAUGGCAGCUCCGAUUGGCUGACAGCCUACCUGCUGAUGUUCAGUGACACAGGACACAACUGGAAACAGUAUCGACAGGAGGACAAUAUAGGGGCCUUUCCAGGUAACAGUAACGCAGACAGUGUGGUCCACUACAAGCUCCAGCAUCCAGUGAUCGCUCACUAUGUCCGCCUGAUCCCUCUGGACUGGAAUCCCAAUGGUCGGAUCGGACUCAGACUGGAGACCUAUGGAUGUGCUUACAACUCUGAUGUGGUGAGCUUCGAUGGCCACAGCAGCCUUCUCUACAGGUUGAGUCCCAGGCCGAGGCAGAUGACCACGGAAAGCAUCUCUCUGAAAUUUAAAACCCUGAGGAACUCUGGGACGCUGUUUCACGCAGAGGGAUGGAGCGAGCACAGCCUCACCCUGGAGUUAGAGAAAGGAAAGCUCCUGCUUGUCCUCCGAAAAGGCAGGAGUUCUUCUCCAGACAGCCGGCAUCUCGUGUCUCUGGGCAGCCUGUUAGACAACCAACACUGGCACAAGGUCGCAGUGGAGCAUCACAGCAAUCACCUCAACCUCACUGUGGACAAAAACACAUUGUGGGUGCAGAUCCCACAGAGAUUCACCCACUGGGACCAUGACCAGAUGAGUGUGGGAGCAGGUCAGGGCCUCAGCUCUCGGAGGUCACUCGGGGCAAACAGAAAUUUCUACGGCUGUUUGGAAAACCUCGUUUACAACGGUGUGAACCUGGUGGACCUCGCUAAACAGAGAGACCAGCGGGUCACUGUGAAGGGCAAUGUGACCUUUUCUUGUGAUGAACCCAUUUUCGUUGCCAUGACGUUCACCAGCCCCCAGAGCUUCCUCUGGUUGCCAAGGGUUACUGAACCAUCGCUGAUGGACAUGUCAGUGGGGCUUCAGUUUCGGACGUGGAACAAGGCCGGGCUGCUGCUGACCUUUGAUCUCCCAAACCAAGAGGGUGCGGUCUGGCUGUACCUCAGCAAAGCCAUGCUCCAUGUACAGAUCCACAAGCCUGGCAGGGGGCCGCUGGAGCUCAGCGCAGGUUCAGCCCUGAAUGACGGUCAGUGGCACUCCGUGGAGCUGAUCUCCAGACGAGGACGUCUGACCAUCGCGGUGGACGGAGAUGAAGGAGCCACUGCUCAUGCCAGUCCCUCAUUUCUUGUUACCACAGGUCAACUUUUCUUUGGUGGUUGCCCCUCCCAAGGAAGCAGCCAGGGGUGUAUAAACCCCUCCAGAGCUUUCCAGGGCUGCAUGCGUCUACUGACUGUGGACAACCAACAGGUGGAUUUGAUCAUGGUGCAGCAGAGGCUGAUGGGAAACUACAGUCACCUGCAGAUCGACAUGUGUGGCAUCAUCGACAGGUGUUCUCCCAAUCGUUGUGAACACGGAGGCAGCUGCAGUCAGUCGUGGAGCACCUUUCACUGCAACUGCUCCAGCACCAGCUACAGCGGAGCAACCUGUCACAGCUCAAUAUACGAACAGUCCUGUGAGGCAUACAAACACAAAGGGAACACAUCGGGGUAUUAUUACAUUGAUGUGGAUGGCAGCGGACCCAUCAGACCACAGCUAAUAUACUGCAACAUGACAGAGGACAAGACGUGGAUGGUGAUUCAGCACAACAACACAGAACUGACCAGAGUUCGACCAUCACCGGGAAAGAAUCAGCACUCAGCUCGCUUUGAAUACGCAUCUGACGAGGAGCAGCUGGCGGCCGUCAUCAGCCAAUCAGAGCACUGCGAACAGGAACUGACCUACCACUGCAGGAGGUCACGUCUUCUCCACACACCAGAUGGCUCUCCACUCAGCUGGUGGGUGGGAGGUCCAGGUGAGGGAAAGAUGCUAACUUACUGGGGCGGGGCUCCACCAAGCAGCCAGCAGUGUGCCUGCAGCCUGCAGGGGAGCUGUGUGGACCCCAAACACCACUGCAACUGUGAUGCUGACCACACUGAAUGGGCUAAUGACUCAGGCCUGCUGACCCAUAAGGAGAACCUCCCUGUCAGAUCUCUGGUGCUGGGUGAUGUUCAGAGGCCUGGCUCAGAAAGCGCCUACAGGGUAGGACCUCUACGUUGCCAUGGAGACAAAAAUGUCUGGAACGCUGCAUUUUUUGACAAGGAGACGUCAUACCUCCACUUUCCCACAUUCCACGGAGAGUUGAGCGCAGACAUCUCCUUCCUCUUUAAGACCACUUCAUCCUCUGGUGUCUUCCUGGAAAACCUGGGCAUCAAAGACUUCAUUCGGAUUGAACUCAGCUCCUCCACUGAGGUCCUCUUCUCCUUCGACGUGGGUAACGGUCCGUUGGAGGUUGCUGUCAACGCUGGCUUCCCACUGAACGACAACAGGUGGCAUCGCAUUCGGGCCGAGCGUAAUGUUAAAGAGGCAUCGCUUCGCCUCGACGAGCUGCCUGCUGCCACGCAGGAGGCUCCUGCUGAUGGGCACAUCCACUUGCAGCUGAACAGCCAGUUAUUUAUAGGAGGCACGGCAUCCAGGCAGAAGGGCUUUCGGGGUUGUAUUCGCUCUCUGCAGCUGAACGGCGUCACCCUGGACCUGGAGGAGAGAGCCAAGAUCACCCCGGGGGUUCAGGCAGGAUGUCCAGGCCAUUGCAGCAGUUACGGCUCCCUCUGCCAGAACCAGGGACGCUGUGUGGAGAGAUCCAACAGCUUUUCCUGCAACUGCGGCCUGUCUGCUUACACUGGAGCCUUCUGCGACAGAGAGGUUUCAGCCAGCUUAAAGUCAGGAACCUCCAUCAGCUACACCUUCAAGGAGCAGGUGGUGAAGGAGCUAAACAGAAGCAACGGUGCCCUGCCCUCCGCCAUAUACCCAGACAUGACCCUGAGAGCAGAAAACAUCUCCCUGAGCUUCAGGACCAACCAGAGUCCCGCUCUGCUCCUCUAUGUCGGCUCUUACCAAAGAGAGUACCUGGCUCUGCUGCUCAACAAGCAUGACAAGCUAGAGGUGCGAUACAGACUGGACAGCAGCAAAGGUGCAGAAAUCCUGGCGAGCAAAGCGAGGGGCCUCGCCAAUGGACAGCUACAUACCGUUACUAUCAGCAGACUGGCAGAUGCCGUCUCUGUGCAGAUUGACCAGAACACCAAAGAGGACUUUAACCUGACAUCCGAUGUAGAAUUCAAUGGCAUCAGGUUCCUGGUUCUUGGCAGAGUGCACGACUCUGGUGAGUUGGGUCCGGAGCUGGCUCGGCUCGCCUCUCUGGGGUUCACGGGCUGCCUGUCCGCUGUCCUUUUUAACUCCGUCAGCCCUCUGAAAGCGGCUCUGCUCCACCCAGACACCAGCCCAGUCACCGUCAGCGGACCACUGGUCCAGUCCCCGUGUGGCUCCACCUCGACCAAUCCCUAUGCAGCAGAAACCACACAUCACCAAUCAGGCCAGUCUGGAUCAGUGGGAACAGGUCAGCCUUUAGUCAAUGCCAUCAGGAGAGACUCAGCUGUCAUUGGAGGUGUGAUAGCGGUGGUGAUCUUUGUGACUGUGUCUGCAUUAGCCAUAAUGGCCCGAUUCCUCUACAGGAGGAAAGGGAUGUGUCAGAGCCAGGGGAAAAAAACGGUAAAGCCUGACGACAGCCCGGAGAUACCGUUCAGCAGCCAGACCAGCUCGCACAACGGCCCGAGUGAGAACCGGAGGGAAUAUUUUAUUUAGGUUGAGGUUUGACCUGCUGCUGAGCUGCCGGUGUUGGAGCUGAGGAGACGGACAGAGACAGCGGUGCCUCGUCAAGCCUCAGUGCUUUACACUAAAAACUGAGCCUGAGCAGUGGCUCGACAAGACGGGAAGAUACAAACAGAAUGACACACUCAUGUUCUGUCUCCUUUUGUUUUGUUUCGUUUUUGCUUCUGUGGUUGUAUUUUUGUAAAGACUGUAUAUAGAUGCA